AGUCAAAAUUUUACCUAAGUUAAAUCAAAUUCAUUCAUCAAGAAGACAAGUUUUAAGUUAUAUCACAUAGUAACCUAAACCUCAAGAGGACUCAACUCAAUCAUUAUCUUCAAAAUUAAUCGCAAGUUUCUAAGUCAGGAUGGAGCGUUGGCAAGGCAGAGUAGCGUUUGUGACAGGAGCCAGUGCUGGUAUUGGGGAGGCCAUUGUUGAGGACUUAGUAGGCAGUGGGAUGGUCGUUGUAGGAGUGGCGAGACGAGAGGAGAGAUUGAAGGAUAUCAAGGAAAGGCUGAAAGAAAAACCAGGAACAUUUCAUCCAAUCAAAUGUGACAUUACAAAGGAAGAGGAUGUUAAAAGGACCUUUACAUGGGUGAAGGAAAGUUUGGGUGGAGUGGAUGUCUUAGUCAACAAUGCUGGCAUUUUUAUAAGAGCCCAAACUUGUGAUGGUGAUGUAGAAGAGUGGCGUAGGAUGUUUGAUAUUAACGUGUUUGCUCUCGGGUCCUGUUCUCGAGAAGCCUUGAUCUCUAUGAGAGAGCGGAAUAUAGAUGAUGGUCAUAUCAUCAAUAUAAACAGUGUUGCCUCCCAUCGAAUAGGAGACAUUUCUGGGGUAGGACCUUACUCAUCUUCAAAACAUGCAUCCAAGUGUUUCACUGAGGGACUAAGAAGAGAACUCGCCAGUCAAAAGUCCAAGAUAAAAGUCACUAGCAUAAGCCCUGGGGUGGUGGAUACUGAGAUUUUUGAAGCCAACAAUGCUUUUCCUGGAGGAAUGGAUAUGUCAGGAAGAGCUAAUCUUAAGUCUAAGGACAUUGCUGAUGCUGUCCAUUAUGUGCUGGCUACUCCUCCUCACGUUCAGAUUACCGAGCUUACCAUUCGCCCAGUUGGUGAUGGAGUCUAAACUGGAACCUUCUCAGAUGUGUUAUUUCCCAUAAACAGAAUUCUGGCUAUAUGGAUAUG
Molecule: messenger RNA, 951 nt
Organism: Macrosteles quadrilineatus (aster leafhopper)
Lineage: Eukaryota; Metazoa; Arthropoda; Insecta; Hemiptera; Cicadellidae
Product: farnesol dehydrogenase-like
Exons: 7
Coding region: 140-892 (250 amino acids)
Molecular function (GO): oxidoreductase activity
Source: RefSeq, a predicted model, not a curated record